Molecule: messenger RNA, 525 nt
Organism: Salvelinus sp. IW2-2015
Lineage: Eukaryota; Metazoa; Chordata; Actinopteri; Salmoniformes; Salmonidae
Source: RefSeq, a predicted model, not a curated record
AUGUUUUCUUCUCUUCAUUGUUUAAAUGGGAGCUUUCUUGAUAAAAGUUGUGACAAACAUUACCAAACCUCACCAAAACAGUCUGGUCUGGAUUUUUCACUCGUCCGAGGCGCAUUCCGGAAGCUGGCGAAAAAGGGCAAAGUUUUGACUGAGGUUGAAGCUGUUGUCCAGCACACACUGCUUCCCUCCCUGUAUGAGGAGCCCAUUGGAGUGGAGGGCUUGAGGGUCUACCUGGUUCUCCCUGAGCUCCUCAGGGUCCUUCACAAACAGCACAGAAGUACAGAUCUCACCGAAGCCGUUGCUGCUGCUAUCCUCAGACUGCACCCCGACAAYCUGCAGGUCCUCGGUGACUGCUGGUCCUCAUUGAAGCCAUCUGUCAUGACCAAGCACAUUGGGGUGUGGAAGAAGGCCCUGUCGGCGAUUCUGAGGAGUGAACAUAUUCGACGCACUCGUGACCCUGGGAUCAAACACCUGCUCCAGGUCCUCGGCCAUCUCCACAGAGUCAGUGUCCAUGCUUCUCUGCUC